Spodoptera litura is the source of this 2328-nucleotide messenger RNA. RefSeq names its product cytochrome P450 18a1. Lineage: Eukaryota; Metazoa; Arthropoda; Insecta; Lepidoptera; Noctuidae. Gene Ontology annotation, biological process: xenobiotic metabolic process. Gene Ontology annotation, molecular function: steroid hydroxylase activity; heme binding; iron ion binding. The record is from RefSeq and is a predicted model, not a curated record. Gene Ontology annotation, cellular component: cytoplasm; intracellular membrane-bounded organelle.
ACUCGGUCAAGUUUCGCCGCGUCCUCCUCCACUUACCAAAAAAUAUUUAAUUUAAAUAUAAAUACCACUUCUAAUUUUAGUAAAAUACUCCUUUAAGGUUUUGCUUAAUUCUUGUUUCAAUAUUAGUUUUAAUUUUUUUCCAAAAUGUAUUUCUAUUAUUUUCUUGUUUUUCUUGCCAUAAACUUUUUGUCCAGCGCAAUCUUGCGCAUUUUUAUGUAUUCUACAUUAGUAUUUUGGAUAAUAUUUAAAAAUGUUAAAUACUACAAAAGCCUUCCACCUGGGCCAUGGGGAUUACCACUGCUGGGAAUACUGCCUUUCCUGAACCGCAGACCUCCUCAUCUGGUGUACUUAAAUAUGGCUAAGAAGUAUGGAGAUGUAUUCUCCGUGCAGAUGGGCAGCAACCUAACCGUAUGCCUUGGUUCUACGAAACUAAUGAAGGAGUUCUUUAGUAGGAACGACUCCACCGGCCGACCUCACACUCCUUUGAACAACCUCUUGGGCGGACUUGGUGUUAUCACAAGUGAAGGUUCUCUAUGGAAAAGACAGCGCGUGUUCCUCCACGAGAAAUUCCGCGCUCUCGGUGUCAAGCUCUGGCCCAACACACGUUUCGAAAGAGACAUAAAUGUUGAAAUCGAUGAGUUGAUGAUGGAACUAAACAAAUCGGAGGGAAAAUCGGUAAACCCAGCCCAUGUACUUGGAAGACAUAUUCAUAACGUCAUAUGCCAGCUCAUGAUGAGCUUCCGUUUCACGGCUGAUGAUGCGGAGUUCAGGUUAUUUAAUGAAAAGGUCUCCCGUGGUAUGAGACUGUUCGGCCUAGUACUCAUCGGCGAACACGUUAAGGCCUACUUGAAACUGCCAGGAAAAAUGGCUGUCAUAAACGAAAUCAAAAAGAAUUUGGCCGAUGUGAGUAAUUUUCACAAGGAGCACAUUGUCGCGCGGAUCCAACAAAGUGAACAGUCCUCGGAGCCACGCCAGCCAGCCGACUUGCUGGACUUUUAUCUUGAUCACCUCGAAGCUGAAAAACAGUUAAUGACCAAGAACGAAAAGCAUAACAUAUUCCCUGAUGUUGAACCCGUUCAACAAAUCGUACAGAUCAUGAAUGAUCUAUUUUCUGCGGGAAUGGAGACGUCCCUGACAUCAUUAUUAUGGACCUGCAUCAUGAUGAUGAAGCACCCUGAAGUUGCAGAAAAGGUGCGAGCUGACUUGAGAGAAGUCGUAGCACCUGGUGAGCGCGUGACUAUGGCUCACCGCUUGCAACUGCCAUAUAUCGAAGCGGUGCUUAUCGAAACAAUGAGGAUGGUGUCAAUCGUGCCGUUAGGAACGACGCACGUCAAUACUGCGGAAUGGAAAAUUGGCAAUUACACGAUCCCCGCAGGUACUCACAUUGUACCGUUGAUCCACCGCAUGAAUAUGGACCCCGACAUUUAUAUGGAGCCCGAACAGUUCAGGCCCGAGAGAUUUAUUCGGGAUGGAAAAUUUGUAAUCACAGACACAUUCAUGCAAUUUGGCAUAGGACAGCGCAUGUGCAUAGGCAACCUUCUGGCAAGAAUGGAGCUGUUUCUUUUUUUCUCUAAUAUUAUGAAUAAUUUUGAAUUCCGCAUGCCAGAAGGAGAAGAUAUUCCAGGUUUGGAUGGAAUUCUAGGUGCCACACAUGCGCCGUUGCCAUUUAAAUUAGUCUUUAAGAAACUGGAGGCCUAAGUUCAAAUUCUAACACGCUAUAGUUACCUGAAGCAUAUCUCUUACGUAUUCAAUAGUAAGACUUUGCUUGUUUCUACUUAUUUAGGCAUCAUUAAUACUGAUUUUUAACUUUGUAAUUUUUAAGUUUACGCCUUUUAAGCGCUACUUUUGGUACCUUAUUAUUAAUAUUGAAUGUUUUAGAUUAAGAUAUUGUUUGUUUUUAUAAUAAGAUUGUUUUGUGCAUUUUUGCCAUUGUUACCAAAAUUUUUUGGAUUAGCUAUGUAACUUCAUAAUUUUAAUUUCAUCCGCCUUUACAUUUUACCGUCUAUGUUCCAUGCAUAUUAUACGAUGUAAGUCUUAGAUUUUACAAAAUCAUUUAUAAGUUAGAUUAGAUCAUUAUUCACUGGCUUUACAACUUUCACUGCUUUGCUUCCUAGGAAAUUGUAUUGUUAAUAUCUUUAGCAGUAGUAUUGUUCAAUCGUGAACAAGGUCUAUAAGGGUUGUGUGUACUAUUGUACUCAAGUUGUAUCUAAGUUAGAAAACGCUUACAUUAUUAAGUUCCUUAAAAAGGAAUUAAAUUUUAGUUAAGUUAUUUAAGUUUUUAACUUGUGAUCAAAUAUGAGUUCAUUAUAAUGUUAUUAUGUAAGGUUA